Messenger RNA from Aspergillus nomiae NRRL 13137, 912 nucleotides. RefSeq names its product DNA-directed RNA polymerase I subunit RPA34. Bases 1 to 912 code for a protein of 303 amino acids. Gene Ontology annotation, biological process: transcription by RNA polymerase I. NCBI's taxonomy places the organism in Eukaryota, Fungi, Ascomycota, Eurotiomycetes, Eurotiales, Aspergillaceae. The record is from RefSeq and is a predicted model, not a curated record. The transcript is spliced from 2 exons.
AUGGCCCCCAAGUCGAAGGAAGUAAUCACCUCGGACAGCGAGAGCAGUCGCUCCAGCUCUCCUGAAGUGUCGAAGGAAGCGGAGGUUUCGAGUUCGGAACCCGAGACCAGCGACAGCGAUAAUGACAGCGUUGCCUCCGAAACGCAGGACAAGAAAAAGUCCUCUAAGGUCUCCUUCCAGGCACCUCAACCCUACCGGGCACCCUCUGGUUUCAAAGCCGCGAAGAAGCAGUCGCCCCCCUCAUCCAGCACUACCUCCCUUCUUUCCGAUCUGCGCGGCAAACAAGUCUAUCACAUCACCGCUCCUGCGUUCCUGCCUCUGUCUAAGGUGAAGGAGAUCUCACUGGGCAAGGUCAUGAAGGGCGAGCCAGUCAUGAAGCACGAAGGUGUGCAGUACGGAAUUCCAGCGGAGAGUAUAACCCAGAGCGAUGUGGGCGGAAAGGCCCUUCUUUUGUACGACUCGAAAUCUCAAACAUAUUACACUACAUCGACAAAGGAUAUCCGGAGCUAUCAUGUCCAAGAGUUGAUCAACCUUCCUGAAAGAUCUGAGGAAAAUGACACGGUGCUGGAAGCAGCCAAGGAACAGAUCAAGCCGCCAAGGAAGCAGCCCAAGCACCUCAAGAUGCGUUUCCGACCCGUUGGUAGCGAGCAGGUACCACCGGAGACCCUUGGAAGCAGUUCCGAGGAGUCGGAGGGGGAGCAGCCCACGUUCAAGGUGCCCAAGGAAUCGCGCAAAGAGAAGGAAGAUAAGAAGCGAAAGCACCAUCAGACAGAUGGGGAAGGUAGCCAGCCCAGUGCUGAGCCGCGGAAGAAAUCCAAGAAAGAGGACGGAGUAGAGAAGGCCGAGAAGUCGAAGAAGUCGAGUAAGAGCAAGGAAGAGAAGAAGCGCAAGAAAUCCGACAAGUCUGCUUGA